AUGUCUGAUGGUGCGGGCUACCAAGUUUUUGUUGGCAGCCUCCCCGCUGACAUCUCCGAGGAGGAGCUGAAGUAUGUCUUUCAAAGCUACGGCGAUGUGAAGAACAUUCGAAUCUUGAGAGCAGAAGAUCGAAAAGGGAAGGGCAACCAAGGCUCUGGCAACCCUGAUUCCAUCGCAUGGGUCACCUACUUCGAGAAGGAGCCUUGCGAGGAUGCGAUCGAUGUGCUGAACGAUCAGUACAAGCCGAACGCUCAGACGAGGGAUGCUUCCGAAUGGAAGGGCAACGACGAGUUGGGCAGCUAA
Molecule: messenger RNA, 303 nt
Organism: Symbiodinium sp. CCMP2592
Lineage: Eukaryota; Dinophyceae; Suessiales; Symbiodiniaceae
Source: the annotation of a GenBank genome assembly